This is a messenger RNA of Erigeron canadensis, 2245 nucleotides long. Its product is annotated as NAD-dependent malic enzyme 62 kDa isoform, mitochondrial-like. The coding region runs from base 59 to 1915 and encodes 618 amino acids. Gene Ontology annotation, cellular component: mitochondrion. Lineage: Eukaryota; Viridiplantae; Streptophyta; Magnoliopsida; Asterales; Asteraceae. The record is from RefSeq and is a predicted model, not a curated record. Gene Ontology annotation, biological process: pyruvate metabolic process; malate metabolic process. Gene Ontology annotation, molecular function: NAD binding; malate dehydrogenase (decarboxylating) (NAD+) activity. The transcript is spliced from 20 exons.
GUAUAACAUUCUACAAGUUUCAUCAGUUUUUUUUUUCUUUCUGAUUUCGAAGGCAACAAUGUCGAAUUUAUAUUGUCAAAUUCGGCUCUCUUCGAAUCAGAUCAAAGGCGUUUUGUACAAAAAUUUAAGAUCAUUUAUUACUAUCGAAUGCCAUAGACCUACCAUUCUUAAUAAAAAAGGCGUCGAUAUUCUUCAUAAUCCAUGGUUCAAUAAGGGAACAUCAUUCUCUUUGACCGAAAGAGAUCGUUUAGAUCUUCGUGGACUUCUACCUCCAAACGUUCAGACAGAGCAACAACAGAUUGAACGUUUUAAGACAGACCUGGAGAAGAUUGAGAUGAACUACAUGGAUGGACCUUCGGACACAGUCACUUUGGCCAAGUGGCGUAUACUAAAUAGGCUACACGACAGAAACGAAACAAUGUACUAUAAGAUUCUUACGAAACAAAUCAAGGAAUUUGCCCCUAUAGUGUACACUCCAACAGUAGGACUUGUUUGCCAAAAAUACAGUGGAUUAUUUAGACGACCAAGGGGGAUGUAUUUCAGUGCUGCUGAUCGCGGAGAAAUGAUGGCAAUGGUUUAUAAUUGGCCCGCUGAUCAGGUUGAUAUGAUUGUUGUUACCGACGGAAGCAGAAUCAUGGGUCUUGGUGAUCUAGGAGUUCAGGGGAUCGGCAUUGCAAUAGGGAAGUUAGAUUUAUAUGUUGCGGCAGCAGGAAUAAAUCCUCAGAGAGUACUUCCUAUUAUGAUUGAUGUCGGAACCAACAAUGAAACCCUUCUUACAGACCCACUUUAUCUAGGACUGCAAGAAAACCGUCUUGAAGGUGAUGAGUACAUUUCCAUUAUCGAUGAGCUUAUGGAGGCUUUGUUCAAUCGUUGGCCCCAUGUGAUCGUGCAGUUUGAAGACUUUCAACAUAAAUGGGCCUCAAUGUUAUUGGAACGCUACAGAAAUACCUAUAGAAUGUUCAAUGAUGAUGUCCAGGGAACAGCGGGAGUUGCAGUUGCUGGUCUUCUUGGAGCUGUAAGAGCACAAGAAAAGAUGAUGAUUGACUUCCCAAAGCAGAAUAUCGUUGUUGCCGGUGCUGGAAGUGCAGGAGUUGGAGUUCUGAAGGCAGCCAGAAGAACUAUGGCAAGAAUAUUAGGAAAUAAUAAACACGCUUUUCAGAGUGCACGGCAUCAGUUUUGGGUAGUUGACGUCAAUGGCCUGAUCACAGAGGAUCGUGAAAGUAUCGAUGAUGAUGUCAAGCCAUUUGCAAAGAAAGUCAGUGACAUUAGGUGUUGGAGGUUGAGGGAAGGAGCAAGUCUUAGAGAAGUGGUGCAGGAGGUGAAACCUGAUGUACUCCUUGGGUUAUCUGCAGUCGGUGGCUUGUUCUCUAAAGAGAUAUUGGAAGCUUUUAGAGGUUCAACUUCAACCAGACCAACAAUAUUUGCAUUGUCAAAUCCCACAACCAAUGCUGAAUGUACACCCGAAGAAGCGUUUUCUAUUGUGGGCAAAAACAUAAUUUACGCAAGUGGAAGCCUAUUUAAGGAUGUGGAUCUUGGAAACGGAGAGAUUGGCUACUGCAAUCAGGGAAAUAAUAUGUAUCUUUUUCCUGGCAUUGGUCUCGGUACUCUUUUGUCUGGUUCUAGGAUAAUCUCAGAUGGCAUGUUGCAGGCUGCAGCCGAGUGCCUAGCUGAAUACAUGAGCGAAGAUGAGGUUGUGAAAGGCAUAAUAUUCCCUCCAUUAUCAAGCAUACGUGAUAUAACCAAAAAGGUAGCCGUUGCUGUCAUUAGUGAAGCUAUAAAAGAGGAUCUAGCAGAAGGAUAUCGUGAAAUGAACUCUCGUGAUCUCAAGAGGCUAAAUAAGGAGGAAAUCCUUUUACAUGUGGAGAACAAUAUGUGGAAGCCUGAUUACCCAACAUUAAUAUACAAGAAUGAUUAAAUUCUCCAUGCAUCCACGAUACAAUGAAUACACAAUACAUAGAAAUGAACCCAUUAAUCGAUGGUGUUCCAUGCUGAUCUUCACUAAAGCAACCUCAGUCAUCUUUCCUUGGCAAUAGGCAUGGAUACAAAUUGCUACAAACACACAAUAUUCAAGACAACAGGGAUGGUCUUUUUAUUGUGGCUGCUAAUGCCAUUUACAAUAUUCAAUUGUGUUUAAAGUGAUGGUAAAGUUCAACAAUGACUUCAAUAUUGAAAUGAAUUACGAGUACAACUUUUAUUUAUUUGUACCUAUGGUUCAUUAGUCAUCACAUAUCAUGAAGGCACUAUA